AUGGAACUGGACUAUCGUAUUCGUGCGUAUCGUGUAGUGGCCUAUUCGGCGGUCACAUUUUCAGUAAUCGCAGUGCUUUCUGUCUGUAUUUCGUUGCCCAUGAUUUAUAAUUAUCUACACAACGUUAGAAGAGCAAUGAAUAGUGAUCUCAACGACUCAUUCCUAUCGCCUUCACUCUUCAUUCUUCAGGGAACCGCAAGAACUCUUUGGAACAAAGUAACUGAUAUUAAAAUAGUAAGCACACAGAAUCGUACUGCACGUCAAACGAGCUACGAGGAUAUUGGUAAAAUCACAAGCACCAUCAUUGACUGUGAACUAUGUUGCUUACCAGGACCUCCUGGCCAACCAGGUCCCAUGGGUCGACCAGGACGACCGGGAAAGCCAGGAGCUCCUGGUGCUCCUGGAAAUCCCGGGCGCCCACCACAGCAACCUUGUGAGCCAGUAACACCUCCACCAUGUAAACCAUGCCCACGUGGACCUCCUGGACCGCCCGGCCUUCCAGGCCCGCCAGGAGAUUCUGGGCACAUGGGUCCAAUUGGACCAGCCGGUCCAAUUGGAGCUCCCGGAGAAAUGGGAGCGCGUGGACCACCUGGACUACCAGGAAAGCCAGGAAAGUCUGGUGUUCCAGGAAAACCAGGCCAAAACGCUAUUAUAGAGACGAUUCGUCCUGGACCACCCGGUCUUCCUGGACCACAAGGACCAAUUGGACUUCCCGGUUCGAUAGGUAGUCCCGGAGGUUCUGGAAUACUUGGUCCGCAAGGACCGAAAGGACCACGGGGUGGAGAUGGUGAGCGCGGUGCAGCCGGACUUCCUGGAGCACCAGGACGUCCUGGAAUUGAUGGCGCUCCUGGUGAAAGAGGAAUUUGUCCGAAGUAUUGCGCCAUUGAUGGUGGAACAUUCUACGAAGACGGAACACGACGCUAA
Angiostrongylus costaricensis is the source of this 924-nucleotide messenger RNA. The record is from the annotation of a GenBank genome assembly. NCBI's taxonomy places the organism in Eukaryota, Metazoa, Nematoda, Chromadorea, Rhabditida, Metastrongylidae.